UUUUUUUCAGAUUAAAUUGAGUAGCGAGUACGAGCAGGAGCAUCUGGAAUUCAAUUAAGAGAAAGGAAAUGAGUUACGACUCGUUACCUAGUCUGAAAACCUUGUUCGCUACUGUCACUGCUGGAGUGACAGGGACAUUGGUGUAUCACUACAUGAAAACUAAUUUCUUUGCUGUAAAUGAUGAAGAAAAUAUCAAAGUAUCGAUACAUGUUGAGGUUCCAAGGGACACAGUGGCAUACCUCAUUGGAAGGGGAGGUAAUAAUAUUAAACACAUAGAAGAAGAAACCUGCACUUCCAUAUCUUUCAUUGACCCAGGUGGCCCUUGCAGGUUGGGUGUGAUUAGGGGUAGCAAAGAAGGAGUACAGUUAGCUAAACUGCAACUUCUGAAAUGUGUUGAAGAAUACGGGCAGUUGGAAACCUCUGAAAUAUUUGUUUCUGAGAAAACCAUCGCCCUCCUGAGAUCGGAAGAAAGCAAAAAAUUGCGAGAAAUCGCAGCCUUAUCAAAAACAAGAAUCUACAUCGAUGGCAUUCAGGAAAAACCAAAGAGCUUACUUGUGAGAGGAACCUAUCAUCAGAUCGAAAAUGUCAGAGAAUGUCUGAAAGAAAUGGCCGCAGAAGAAGUGCGGUCAGAAACGGAAAUCGGCAACAAUUCGAUAGUCAAUUGCGUACCCAAUCCCAUGAAAACCAAACCCCAACAGAUGGAGAAAAUGAUUGACUAUGAGAAACUGGAACCUACCAGCUUUGAUGGAUUCUGUGAAGUGAUGGUAAGUGUCGUAGAAAGCCCGUCCAAAUUCUUCGUCCAAAAAGGUGGAACACUCUCCAAGGAAUUGGAUUGUCUCAUUGAUGAUUUGACAGAGUUUUAUUCUAAUGAAGACAAUCGGCUGCAGUACGCUGUACAAAAGUACGAAAUUGGCGAUUUGGUUGCUACUCUAAUACCUGAUGACAGCUGCUGGUAUCGUGCCAAAGUAGUUUCCAUUGAACCAGAUGAUGAAAGCGAAGAAGACGAAAGUAUCCUGUCGGUGAAUCUGGUUGAUUUUGGAGAUACAAUCGUCGUAAAGCAGAGCUUCGUUGCGAGUUUGCGCCCAGACUUCUUAUCCAUCCAGUUCCAAGCUAUUCAAUGUAGCAUGGCUUACAUUGAACCCAAAGGGGGUGUCGAGUGGACCGAAAAGGCUAUUGAAGCCUUCGAAACUUUGACUUAUUGCGCUCACUGGAAAAUUCUUAUGGCUCGUGUCGAGUUUAACUCUAGCGUAAACGGCAGGAAUGUUUACUCUUUAAAACUCGUCGAUACCAAUACGGAAAAAGAUAUUGAUAUUGCUACAGAAAUUGUACGAUUGGAAUUCGGAUCUGUAAUCACUCAAGAAUUGUCUAUGUGAUAUUUGUAGGCUGCCUUAUUUUACAAUUCAACUACCUUAUAACCGAGAAAUCUCCCAUCGGUGCCAACUUAUGACAUUUUUUUUAAGUGUAUGUUGAUUAGACUAGCGAAGCUCUUGGCAAUACCAAACCUAUAUUUGCAUUAUCAUUUAAAUUAACAUGAAGAAUUUCGAAUGAGUAUGUGGCCAUUAGCUGAGAAAAUGCUGAGGAUGGGUGGCUGAAUAAAACUGUAAAUGAGAAAAUUA
This is a messenger RNA of Daphnia pulicaria, 1616 nucleotides long. RefSeq names its product tudor and KH domain-containing protein homolog. The record is from RefSeq and is a predicted model, not a curated record. Gene Ontology annotation, molecular function: RNA binding. The transcript has 9 exons. Bases 69 to 1373 code for a protein of 434 amino acids. Gene Ontology annotation, biological process: spermatogenesis. Lineage: Eukaryota; Metazoa; Arthropoda; Branchiopoda; Diplostraca; Daphniidae.